Molecule: messenger RNA, 1462 nt
Organism: Anopheles funestus (African malaria mosquito)
Lineage: Eukaryota; Metazoa; Arthropoda; Insecta; Diptera; Culicidae
Product: opsin-1-like
Exons: 2
Coding region: 211-1323 (370 amino acids)
Biological process (GO): visual perception; phototransduction; G protein-coupled receptor signaling pathway
Cellular component (GO): membrane
Molecular function (GO): G protein-coupled receptor activity
Source: RefSeq, a predicted model, not a curated record
GUGGUCUGUUCAAAUUGAGUCGUUCUUGGUUCUUUGCAGCCGUUGCAACGUUAGCCUAAACCAUAAGUCUGAAGUAGUUCGAGUAAAAUCGAUUUUCUUCAGCUUAUUGGAACAAAAGUGAAAAGUGAAAAGUGUGUGUUUCGCAACAAUUACCUUAACCGGCGUUAAUAAUAUCAAGUGCAAAGGAUCUCUUCCGAUCGUGACGUAACAAUGGCAGCCUUUGUUGAACCGCAUUUCGAUGCCUGGACCCAGGGAUCCGGCAACAUGACCGUGGUGGACAAGGUUCCGCCAGAGAUGCUCCAUAUGGUGCAUCCCCACUGGAACCAGUUCCCGCCGAUGAACCCGCUGUGGCACUCAAUCCUGGGCUUUGCCAUCUUCAUGCUCGGAAUGAUCUCGAUGACCGGUAACGGUUGUGUGAUGUACAUCUUCACGAAUACCAAGUCACUCCGAACCCCCUCCAACUUGCUGGUGGUCAAUUUGGCCUUCUCCGAUUUCUUCAUGAUGUUUACUAUGGGACCGCCGAUGGUGAUCAACUGCUGGCACGAGACGUGGAUGUUCGGUCCGUUCGCCUGCGAGCUCUACGCCAUGCUUGGAUCGCUGUUCGGCUGUGCCUCGAUCUGGACUAUGACUAUGAUUGCGUUUGACCGAUACAACGUCAUCGUGAAGGGUCUCUCGGGCAAACCGAUGACCAACAAUGGAGCCCUGCUGCGCAUCCUGGGCGUGUGGGCGUUCGCACUGUUCUGGACUCUGGCCCCGCUCUUCGGAUGGAACCGAUACGUGCCGGAGGGUAACAUGACCGCUUGCGGAACCGACUACCUGACCCAGACGUGGCUGAGCCGCUCGUACAUCAUCAUCUACGCCAUCUUCGUGUACUGGUUGCCUCUGCUGACCAUCAUCUACUCGUACACCUUCAUCCUGAAGGCUGUGUCCGCCCACGAGAAGAACAUGCGCGAACAGGCCAAGAAGAUGAACGUCGCCUCGCUGCGUACGCAGGAAGCCCAGAACACCAGCACCGAGAUGAAGCUGGCCAAGGUCGCCCUGGUCACCAUCUCGCUGUGGUUCAUGGCGUGGACUCCGUACCUGGUCAUCAACUUCGCCGGAAUCUUCAAGGCAGCUCCAAUCAGCCCGCUGGCCACCAUCUGGGGCUCGCUGUUCGCCAAGGCCAACGCCGUCUACAACCCGAUUGUGUACGGCAUCAGCCAUCCGAAGUACCGCGCUGCUCUGUACCAGAAGUUCCCGUCGCUAUCGUGCCAGGAUGCACCAGCUGACGAUGGACAGUCGGUAGCAUCGGGAGCGACGCAAGCCACGGAAGAGAAAGCCUAAGGAUCUGUUGUAGUCUGACAGGAGGACCGUUGACCUGACCGUUGACUCGACUGCUUGACAAACUGUUUAGUAUUUUAAUUUGAGGAAGCAAUAAACUUUUUUACGCCCUCCUGUAAUUCUACAGGCGGCGGAAAAGUGA